AUGCGUCUGGGUCAGGAGUAUCCCACCACCAGGGUCACCAUCCUGCCUGAUGCGGAUGACGUGCCAGUGUUUUACUUUGGAGAAACCGAGUACCAUGUGGAUGAGAGUGAUGGUUAUGUUGAAAUCCGGGUUUGGAGAACAGGAAGUGACCUUUCCAAAAGCGGAACUGUCACGGUACGGUCUCGAAAAACUGAGCCUGUUUCAGCCGAAGCUGGUAUGGACUACGUUGGGAUUAGUAAGAACCUAGACUUUUCCCCGGGCGUCAACAUGCAGACGUUCAAGGUAACAAUCCUGGAUGACCUGGGACAGCGGUGCUGGAGGGCCAGAGAAGUUUGA
Puntigrus tetrazona (Sumatra barb) is the source of this 336-nucleotide messenger RNA. RefSeq names its product FRAS1-related extracellular matrix protein 2-like. Lineage: Eukaryota; Metazoa; Chordata; Actinopteri; Cypriniformes; Cyprinidae. The transcript is spliced from 3 exons. Gene Ontology annotation, cellular component: membrane. Gene Ontology annotation, biological process: cell communication. The record is from RefSeq and is a predicted model, not a curated record. The coding region runs from base 1 to 336 and encodes 111 amino acids.